Musa acuminata AAA Group (dessert banana) is the source of this 3206-nucleotide messenger RNA. RefSeq names its product CSC1-like protein At4g02900. The record is from RefSeq and is a predicted model, not a curated record. Gene Ontology annotation, molecular function: calcium-activated cation channel activity. Gene Ontology annotation, cellular component: plasma membrane. NCBI's taxonomy places the organism in Eukaryota, Viridiplantae, Streptophyta, Magnoliopsida, Zingiberales, Musaceae. The coding region runs from base 717 to 2993 and encodes 758 amino acids. The transcript has 14 exons.
UGGUCGCGAAUCGAAAACGCCUCCGGAAUUGUUGCGCCCGUCCCACCUCCAAUGGCGGAUCAUCGCGUCGCGGUAAUCAUCGAGUUGAUUUCCUAUUUUUAUCCUCUCAAGGAUAAAGAAUCUUGCCCCCCACGAAGAACGAGAAAGAAGGGGCUGAAGCAAAGGCCUCCAAGGAUCAGAGCUAUCCCUUUUUGCUCGAGAGUCGGCGAUGAUCGCUUGAGGCAUUCCUCUCGCCUCUCUUUCUUUGUCCCCUUCUUUGAUUGAAUGUAGGUCGAUGCUCUUGGCAAAUUGUUUAGGGCUCUGAGAUAUCUGGUUGCUUCACUCCUCUGUACCUCGAGUUAUUUCUGAGGUAUACCAAGGAAAAAGGUGGGCCCAAAAAGAAAACGAAGCAAACCCUGCGUGAGCGAGAUAGCUGAUAAUUUCUUGAGGUCAAUCAGAAAAAGAAAAAAAAGGUGCAUUCACAGAGGCAAGGAGAAAAAGGAAGCAAUCCUUGUUUGGGUGUGCAAGCUGAUGGUUGCUUGACGUACACUUUCACCUCUCUUUGGUUAAAAGGUCAAUCAGAAGAAGGUGCAAAAAAAGAAAAGGAGAAGCAAUUCCUGCAUAAGCAAUAGAAACGAUGGUUGCUUGAGUACUGCAGUAAUCUGUCUUGUGCUGAAUACCUUAGUUCCACAACGUGGCAACCCACAAAUUUGAGCUGAGGGGGAAGUUUCUAAAACAUGGCAUCACUUGCUGAUAUUGGGAUGUCUGCUGCCCUGAAUAUCCUAUCUGCAUUGAUAUUUCUGAUUGUUUUUGCUGUACUCCGGCUUCAACCAUAUAAUGAUAGAGUAUAUUUUCCUAAGUGGUACCUGAAAGGGAUUAGAAGCAGCCCAACACAUUCAGGAAACUUUAUAAAGAAGUUUGUUAACUUGGACUGCAGAACAUAUUUGAGAUUUUUGAAUUGGAUGCCUGCAGCAUUAAGAAUGCCGGAGCCUGAAUUAAUCGACCAUGCAGGACUGGAUUCUGCCGUGUAUAUCAGGAUCUAUCUACUUGGGUUAAAAAUUUUUGCGCCUAUAGCUGUGCUUGCAUUUGGUGUUUUGGUUCCUGUUAAUUGGACUGGUGGAACACUGGAGAACAGUAAAGAUUUAACAUUCAGUGAUAUCGAUAAGCUCUCUAUAUCUAACAUUCAACCUGGUUCAGAAAGGUUCUGGGUGCAUUUGGCAAUGGCCUAUGUUUUUACACUUUGGACAUAUUGUGUAUUGUACACUGAAUAUAAGAAAAUAGCAUCGAUGAGGUUGCAUUUUUUGGCUUCUGCAAAUAGACGACCAGAUCAAUUUACUGUUCUUGUGAGAAAUGUUCCACCUGAUCCUGAUGAAUCAGUGAGUGAGCAUGUUGGGCAUUUUUUUUCUGUGAAUCAUCACGAUCAUUAUCUCACACACCAGGUUGUAUAUAAUGCUAAUAAGCUCGCAAAAUUGGUUGAGAAAAGAAAAGGCUUAGAAAACUGGUUUAUCUACUACGAAAACAAGUACAAUCGAAAUACUAACAUCAGGCCAACUACAAAGACAGGACUUUUUGGUCUGUUGGGAAAGAGUGUGGAUGCCAUUGACUACUAUAAGGCUGCGAUAGAACAGCUACUGGAAGAAGAAGCAUCAGAACGAGAAAGGAUAAUUAGUGAUCCUAAUGCUAUAAUGCCAGCAGCUUUUGUGUCAUUUAAAACCCGAUGGGGUGCAGCUGUUUGUGCCCAAACACAGCAAUCAAGUAAUCCAACUUUGUGGUUAACAGAUUGGGCUCCUGAGCCCCGUGAUGUCUAUUGGCCCAAUCUUGCUAUCCCCUUUGUUGAGCUUACAAUUCGGAGGUUAAUUAUGGCUGUUGCAAUUUUCUUUCUUACCUUUUUCUUUAUGAUCCCGAUUGCAUUUGUUCAAUCUCUAGCCAAUAUCGAGGGAUUCGAGAAGGUCUUUCCUCUCUUAAGGUCUCUAAUAGAAACGAAUCUAAUUAAGUCAUUCAUACAAGGUUUUCUACCAGGAAUUGCAUUAAAGGUCUUCCUUAUUCUUCUUCCAACAAUACUCAUGACAAUGUCCAAGAUAGAGGGUCACACAUCCUUAUCAACAUUGGACAGGAGAUCUGCUUCUAAGUACUAUCUUUUUCUUCUGGUUAAUGUAUUUCUUGGGAGUGUUAUUACAGGAACAGCAUUUCAACAACUAAAUAGUUUCAUUCACGAAUCUGCUAACACAAUUCCUGUAACUGUUGGGAUGUCUAUUCCAAUGAAAGCAACAUUUUUCAUCACCUAUAUAAUGGUUGAUGGAUGGUCAGGUAUUGCUGCCGAAAUACUUAGACUGAAACCAUUGAUCAUUUUCCAUCUGAAGAAUACAUUUUUAGUCAAGACUGAACAAGAUCGUGAGCAAGCUAUGGAUCCUGGCAGUUUAGAGUUUGCAUCCUCAGAACCAAGAAUACAACUAUAUUUCUUGCUUGGAUUUGUAUAUUAUGUUAUCACCCCAAUUUUUCUUCCAUUCCUACUCAUCUUCUUCGGCCUGUCAUAUGUUGUGUUCCGCCAUCAGAUCAUAAAUGUAUACACUCAAGAAUAUGAAAGUGCUGCUGCAUUCUGGCCAGAUGUCAUUAGACGGGUGAUUAUUGCAAUGAUAAUCUCACAACUUUUGCUUAUGGGCUUGAUGAGUACUAAACAUGGUUCUCUUACUGUUCCUAUACUUGUUCUUCCUUUGUUGACAAUAUGGUUUCACAUAUACUGCAAGAGUCGAUUCGAACCAGCAUUUAUCAAGUUUCCCCUGCAGGAUGCAAUGGUAAAGGACACGCUAGAACGAGCAACAGAGCCACACCUAAAUUUGAGAGCUUACCUUCAAGAUGCAUAUGUCCACCCGGAUUUUCACAGCGAAGAUGUGGAGCAUCCAAUGAUUAUCGAGGAAGAAAACAAUACGCUUGUCCCGACCAUACGAACCUCCCGAAGGAGUACGCCUGGGGAAAGCAAAUAUAACUCUGAAGUUGGUUCUGAAUGUGAGUACUAAGUCAACUUUGUAUUCUGUCUCCUGAUCCUUAUCAUUGUGAAUGUCUUGUAAGGUCUUGUUGAUACCUCCUCUCUGUGAGCUUCAGGCGUUCUUGUACCCGCCUUACUUAUGGGGUAAGAUAACAACAUUACCAGAUACCUAAGUUUGGAACUCGUUGUUGGAUAUAACAUGCUCAUACUUAACCAGCUUUAGGAAAUGCUAAUAUCUGCUCUA